GCAUGGCAGCUCUCUGUCCCUCAAUCCUCAUGUGAGAGAGAGUGUGCCAGUUUCACCCUCUCUACUCACCCCCCACCAUAAAGUUUGUAUCUUUAUGCUAAUUACAUUUACAUAUAUAUAUGUGUGUGUGUGUAUAUAUGUGUUUGCUUACACACCUACUUUUCUUGAUUCUUUGAGAAUCAAGUGACCCUGCUGAGUACUGAAUCAGAAGCUGAAUGUUAGCUGGUGUGUAAUAUGGGGUUUUGGUAUCUUUGCUUUUAAGAAUACCUAACAGUGGAACAACUGAGCUUUUUCUUGGAUGAUGAGGCUUUGAGCUCAAGAGAUUAGAUUAGAGGCAAUGAUUGGUUUUGUUCAGAUGUUGUUGGGGUUUGCUUUGGCUUCACUUCUGUGAGAUCAAGUUGGGUAUGGGCUGUUUUGCAAUUAUCAGUUUGUGCUUUUUUCUUGUCUUUUCUUGCAUUGCAAUUGUACUAAGGUUAACAUUUGUCUUGUAAUGUUUUUAGGACAUAAAUAAAGCAUUCUUGGAUUUGUUGUUGCUUAUAAUGUCUCUGUAAAUUGGAUUGGUAUUGUAGUUCUUUUGUUGCUUUUCCUUGUUCUCAAGUUCUAGGGUUGCCAUUGUUGUUCUUUCAUUUUUCAUGAGCAUAAACUAAAAUUGGAAGAUUAGAUCUUUUCCUAAUUCAAUUUCAUGAAAAUUGAGGUUCUAGGUUUGAGGUUCAUUAGAUAAUUUUCUGCAAUCUUGCAGUCAAUCUUAAGAAAUGGGUUAUAGAUCUAGUGAUGUGAUCCGAGAUGGAGUUGGAGUUCGACAAGUAUUGCGUGUUGGAUGGAAGUCCAACGACUGUUCUUCCAGCUCCCCGGCAUUGCCCAAAAGUUGACAAGAGAACACCAAGGGGAAAGCCCAAAUAUGGAAGGGAGGUAUUGCGCAUAAAUGAAGACUUCACUGAGAUUAAUUUUCAUCGUUACCGUUCUAUAUCGUGUAAAGAUUUUCCAUCUAGGAUAACUUAUUCAGAAGGCGAUAAAGUGCUAAAGAGAGGUUCUGUUUAUCAGAGUUCGAAAGAACUUAAGUGCUUCCAGAAAACUGAUAAUGUGGAGGAGAGGGCUAAAAUAGAAUUCUCACGAGGCAGUGUCACAGCUUUCUCGUUUGGAAUUGUUGAUGUGUUGUGUAGUUCCGAUGAGGAUAGCUCCCAAGUAGAAGAAAAUAGAUCCUCAUCAAUGUCGAUGAACUCUGAUUUAAGUACCGGAUCGAGUAAAAAGCCACAUGCUGAUUUUUUCAGCCUCCCCUUCCACCCCAUUCCAGAGAUUGGUGCCACACCGGAUGGGUUUGCAGAAAUUUCUUCAAACUCUGAUCACAGAGAAAACCGAAAUAGUCAUAAUGCAGUGAGCCAAUCUGCUCAGGAUUCCAAGAUUUCGGCCAGGUUACCCAAGUCAUUGUCAGCUAAAUUGGCACUGCCUCAUUCACCUGCUCGAUCAGAAAACGAUUUCUCCAGAGCUAGUAGUCCAAAGGCCCGGUUCAGUCCUGUGAAAAGGAUGUUUGAUCCGUUUGGUAAAUCCAAGUCUCAUAGAAGCCCCUUGGGUAAUCCCGUUGAAUCUGGCAAGGACAAGCAGAGUGAACUGGUAAGUGUCAAUGGAAAUAGAACUUUUCAAAAAUCUCAGCUGCAUGAUUUCUCCCAGCCUGUCAAGAACGAGAGCUGCAAUUCACUUCUGCAGGGUUCACCGGCUCAUUUACAAGGCUUUCUCAAGUUGGAGAGGAAAAACGGGGCACCUUUCUUUGAGUUUUCGCUACCAUUCCCAGAAGAUGUGUUUGUGGCUGAGACAUGGAAAGUUGACAAUACUUUGAAUUGGGUAUAUGCAUUUCGUUCUCUUCAUAACAGAAAGAAGAGCAGUGUGAAUCGAUAUGGAUCGAAAGAUAGCACUAAAGAGUCCUCUUUGGUUGGACAAAUGCAAAUCUCUUUUUAUUUUUGUACAGAACUAAAAGAUGCUGGAGUUUGUGAUAACUCUAUAGUCAUGGAAUUUGUCUUGUAUGAUACUUCCCAUCUGAGAAAAAGUGGCUCCUCACACGAAAGUUCAUGUUCUUCCCCUGAUGUAUCCAAGGGACCAAAGGUUCCCGCUGAAAAUUUACCCGGGGUAAAUAUUGAGUCCGGUGAGGUUCCUAAAACAAAGACGAAACAGAAGUCCAAGAAUGCUCAUGGUACAGGUUGUUUUGGUUCAUCUGCUCCUCAUCCUUUGGCACCAGAAGAAUUGCACCCGGAGCUUGAAAUUGCUGCCAUGGUGAUAGAAUUACCAUUUGAAAAGCGAGAGAGUUUGAAAUACACAAGCAGAGAUAAUGAAUAUGAUCAGCCUCUUCCGAAUUUGUUGGAUUUCUCUUUCGACGAGAAGAAAAUAGAAGGCGCUUGCAAUAAUUUGAGCCCUGUGAAGAUGAAUGCCGUGAUUCCUUCUGGAAAUCACAGCUUGCCAACAACCGAAAGCCAAGGCCCUUUUCCAUUGCUAGAUAGAUGGCGGUUAGGUGGAGGUUGUGAUUGUGGUGGCUGGGACAUGGCUUGCCCGCUAAAUGUAUUUGGCAAUAAAAAUACCCAGAUUGAUGAUGACUAUCCACUCAUGAGCAACCAGAGGCCCUUCAAACUCUUUGUUCAGGGAAAGAAAGACGAGACACCAGCAUUGACAAUGAUGUUGACAGAGGAUGGACAGUAUGCGGUUAACUUCCACGCUCAGUUAUCCGCAUUACAAGCGUUCUCCAUUUGUGUCUCCGUUUUGCACACCAUGGAAGCCUCAGCUGCUGUGGGUCACGACGAAAAAGGAAAAUCCUCGGAGCAAAGUUCACCGAGAAUGUUUGCUGAGGAUGACUUUCGAAGCUUGAUCGAAGCAGUUAAACAGCAAGAGAAGCAGAAAGUUAAUAAAAAGGUCCCUUAUUUCGUUCUCAACCCGCCCUUCUCUCCAAUUGCUCGAGUAUAGCGGUUAGCAGAUGCUCUCUUAGGGACAGUUCUGCAACACACUAUUCUCUGCAUUUCCAGACUCAUAGGUUGUAGAGUUUCCCAGUUUAGUGAAAUCUUGAUAAAAUGUCAUACUGUUCAUACAACUAGUUAAUAGAGUAGGGGAUAGUAAUUCAUUUAUUAUUGAAAAGAGUAGAUGUAGUUUAGAGAUAAAGGUUGCUUCCUUCAAUGUAACCAAGGUGCUAAAGAAAGCUAUUUUUGCAGUCUUGGGAACUCUAGUUCAUGUGUUAUAUACAGAAUAUUUGUAAGAACAUUUGAUACUUUGCACUACUAGUGAACUAUUUUGCUGCAACAUCAGUUUUAA
Messenger RNA from Ipomoea triloba (trilobed morning glory), 3285 nucleotides. RefSeq lists its product as uncharacterized. Bases 784 to 2943 code for a protein of 719 amino acids. The transcript has 3 exons. The record is from RefSeq and is a predicted model, not a curated record. Lineage: Eukaryota; Viridiplantae; Streptophyta; Magnoliopsida; Solanales; Convolvulaceae.